UACACGUUUACACAUAGCAUUUCCGCAGGUAGACGUAGAACAUUGGCACUACAUGAAUGUAGAACUAGACCGAGGAGGUGCCUGAGGCGUUCGGACGUAGUUUAGAAAGUACGUUAAAACUGCAUCGCCGGUGAGACUGUAGUCGGUUCGGAUGUAGGCGGGAUCUUUCAUCUACGUAUUGUUUGCAAGUCGUAUCUGGUCUUGUUAAUAUCUUAGUGACUGCAUGGUUUCACGCCUCUACUAAGCAGUGUCGCCCGUGUUGCCAGCUCGAAGUUCUUCGACCUAGCGUGGAUUUUUUCAGGUUGCCAACAAGUUCUGUGUCGUCAGUUCUACAAUCAUGGCGUCGAGACUACCACAUCAAGACGACGUCAAGUCGGCCCCAGACCUCGAAGACGUCGAUCUUACAGUCGAGCACAAAGCUAAGGAGAAAGUCGCCAGUAUGGACGACGAACCCAGCAUGCUUCUUAAAGUGGCGAAGCUCCUCCUGGCCAUCUUUAUCGGGCUAGUCGUCUUGGCAUGCCUCACUGCUAGCAAGGUGUCCACCAUCUCUUUAGCCGAGUGCCUGUCUGAUGCGCGAUUCAACAGAAGCCGUGUACAAGCACCUACUAACUCGCCAGUAACAGUAACGGCUGUUCCUGUCACCGUACCCACAACUUCGCGGCCUAUACGGAUCUUUGACCCGUGUGAUGACGAGCCGCCGGAGCCCAUAGUGAACAUGUUACUCCUGGUCCUGAUGAUUCCGUACGGACUGAUUUUCCUGCGAUGUUUUUGGAUCACCGGCUUCAGUGUGUCGUUUCCAUGGCCUUCUUUGCUGGCUCUGGGAGUUGGCUUCAUAGCAAGUGUAGCAGAGGUGUUCGCGCUGUGUCUGAUGGUGAUAGAAGCGUUGUCCACAACACGCAGCGCUCUCGGUAUCCUGCUCAUGAACAGCAUCUACAUCGUUCAAAUAGUCUUCCAACUUGUCUUCGAGGUGUACAAAUUCAUCCGUCCGAAAGAAGAUCGACCCGCGUCUUGGAAAUGGCUACUUGCCUUCCUGGUGUCGACGAUACUGGCAAUAGGGUCCUUCGGUGUUAUUGUGUAUUUCACGGCCGAUUUAGACCAGAACUCCGGCUGGAAGGUUCCUCUGUCCGUGUUGCUACUCUCCCUAGCCUGGGCGCCCGUCGUGCAAAAACUACAGACACGAAGAUGGGACGCCACCGAAGAGGGAGACGAAGAAUCCCGAAAAGACCCGAACGAAGCCGACGACGACAACGACGACGAAGAAGAGGACAAGGAGAAGAAGUUCCAGAGGACCAGGCCGGAUAAAGACGCCCGCUGGAGGUCUGGGAUGAUCACAAGCUUCUUGAAACUACUUCUAACGCCUGCAGUGGUGACGCUGUACGUUUACACAUUCAAGAUAGGCAAGGCAGAGGUAAUGUGGAGCUGGACUGCGUGGUCACAGAUUAACAUGUCCCACCCUGCCAUAAACUCAUUCCUGGUCAACAUCUUCACCAGUUUUGGGGCCUACGUCUUCUGCAUGUUCGCCUGCAGCAUCUGUAUCUACCACGUGGGCUUUGCCGUGCCGCUACUUCUUUCCACGGUUUUUGCCUACCUGUUCGCCUUCAUUGUUCCCAUCUGUGAAGUAUUCAUACCUACUGAGGCGUGCAUAGCGGACACUGCAAGCUACGCUUGGGGCAUUCCGGCAGCAGUGUGCCUGUUCCUGGCACAGCUGAUCUCCAUCUGGAGUUUCCUAGCUAGGAGCCCGACAAACGUUCUAGAGAAAGAUUCUAAGAUUUUCUGGUUGCCAGGAUACAACAACAUCUUCCUGGAACAGUGGCUGAUCCUCAGCAGAAAGACCCGCUACAACAACAAGAAACAGUUCAAGGAACGGACCAAGAUUGUCAAGAACGCAUGCGUGUACAUCUGCAGUACCAUGUACCACGAAUCUGAAGAAGAAAUGGAGCAGCUUCUCCUGUCCCUGAGAGGGAUCGCAAAUGAUCUUCAAGACGAGGCGAAGCGCCAUUUUGAAGCUCAUGUCUUCUUCGACGGUGGCUGCAAGCAGGGGCAGCCUUCAAGAUGGGCACUACAGCUGUUAUCAUUGGUGGACAAGACAAUGAGGACAUCUUCCAGUAAGUGUCGUAAACCAAUAGCACGGCUUCUGCUAUGGAACAUUGUUGUAGAUACUUCCAUAUAUGUUUGCCUGCUGCUCAAGCAGUUUUAG
Messenger RNA from Branchiostoma belcheri (Belcher's lancelet), 2197 nucleotides. RefSeq lists its product as uncharacterized. The coding region runs from base 338 to 2197 and encodes 619 amino acids. NCBI's taxonomy places the organism in Eukaryota, Metazoa, Chordata, Leptocardii, Amphioxiformes, Branchiostomatidae. The record is from RefSeq and is a predicted model, not a curated record. Gene Ontology annotation, molecular function: chitin synthase activity. Gene Ontology annotation, cellular component: cell septum; cell periphery. The transcript is spliced from 9 exons.